GCUUUGUUCUAAUUGUCUUCGCUUUCUUCCACACAAUAAAACACUAUAAUAGUUGUAUGUAUUUUUUAUAGUCGGGUUUGUCUAAUUGAGGAUUGUCCACAUUAACCCGGCGUAUGCAUUAUUUAACCCUCUUCAAUAGCACGCCUCGUAGAACUAAGCCAAACUUUAUAGAAUUUGACUUCUGAAAGAAAACUCCUUAGAAAUUAAAUAUACACAUCAUUAGCCUAUGUGUUACCUAAUCAAAAAAAUAUUAAAUAUUCUAUGACAUUAAUCUCCACCAUUCGUUUCUACCACUAUGACGACAAUUCCACAUAGGAUGCCCCCUACGCUUCCUUUGUCUUCUCCACUAUAACGUCGACUCAUCAUUAUUUUACGGCACUAAAGAAUAAAUUACAUGAUUAAUUAAUUUCACUAAGCCAAAGACACUGUCACAAUAUAAACAAAGCCAUUGCAACAAUUAAAUGUAGUUACAUACAAAGAAAAUAAUUAAUUAUUGGUUUUGUAACGUUGAUGGAAAGUCAUCGGAAUUUGCCCACAAAUGCCAUCAGUUUUUGCUUACUCCCCUCGGAGCUCAUCCAAUAUAUAAUUCUUCAGCUUGCCUUGCCUGAGAUUAUCCGACUGAAAUCUGUCAAUAAGUCCAUUUCCUCUAUUAUUUCUGAUCGGGAUUUCGUUCGCGACUACAAUCUUCAAUCGAGCUCCGCCACGUGGCUCUUCCUCUACAAGAAACGGUGGCGCCGUGAAGCUGUGCUCUAUGGCUUCGCCGAUUCUUCCAACCGGUGGUUUAAUAUAUUGAUCGCCGAUUUGUUGAAACAAGUGGUUCCGCCAGGUGAAGAUGUCUACUUUUUGACUGCUUCUGGUAAUAUAUUCCUCUUUGCUUUGAAUAACAGGCAGGAAGUUAUGUCAGUUGACAUUAUGACUAGGAUGGUGAAAAAGAUCCCUCCAAGUCCGUUAGGUCCACGUGGCACGUCCUCAUGGCGAAGAUCCGGUAUGAAAUUACUGUCUUGCCCUUCUAGUUCCAAGCAUUUCCGAUUUUUGUUUGCUGAGUUACAUGAAAGUCAUCCAACUUUAUUCGAGUAUGAUUCAAGAGUUGAGAAAUGGCAAUUUAUGCAAGCAAGAGAGGUUACCCAAGACUUACAAGGUGAUUUUAUUUUCCUAAGUGCAUCUAAUGGACGUAACGGAAGUGUCAUCAUAGCCGUGCGACCUCAAUGCAACAGCACUCCAGUGGUCAUCCGACCAACAUUCAUCACCCGAGGGAAUGAGGAAGAUCAAUUAGCUGUUGGAUUUAGUUGGGGAAAUGCGAUCGAUCUAUUACACGUGUACGGUGAUGGAAAUAUGAUUACUAUUAGAUCAGGCAAAGUUGAUGAUGUGAAUAAAACAGUUAGAAAGAUAAAGGGAAUAGAGUUAUGGGGGUUGAGCACAAAUGGGAGGUAUUGGGAACUUGUAUCAAGGGCACCAAAUGAUCUAAUUUAUAAAAUAUGCAAGCCAUAUGGUGCUAUGUUGGGGUGUAUGCAAAAAGGGGAAGGGAUGACAAGGGCAAUUUUGAUGACCAAUCUACAGGGUACAUGGGACACAAUUUGGUUAAGCUAUGACAAAAACGACGACCAGUGGGCGUGGCUCCCGUUACCUGAUUGCAAAAUGAAGGGCUCAAACUUGGCUGGAGUCACAUUCUCCUCUGGUUUAACCUUGUCCUAGGAUUGUCACAUUUUAAUUAGAUUUAUAAUGUUUGGUUCAA
Molecule: messenger RNA, 1732 nt
Organism: Nicotiana tabacum (common tobacco)
Lineage: Eukaryota; Viridiplantae; Streptophyta; Magnoliopsida; Solanales; Solanaceae
Molecular function (GO): protein binding
Source: RefSeq, a predicted model, not a curated record